UUUACUUCAGAUCAAAUCUCUGUUCCAUCGGACAUUUUCCCCCGCGAUGUAAAUACAUAUCAGCUAUCUCUCAAGUCAAAAUGGAGGAGAGUGUCGACCCAGAAUCUGAACGACCGAUAACCUUCGCCGAUCUUGGCGUGCCAACGACGGCAACAAUCAAAGACUCUUAUUUUGGGAAGACAAGACAUUAUUCUGAUUUGGAGAAGAAGGAAAUCUUUUUCCUUACAAUAUCAUUGAUCAGUAUCUUAGCAACCAUUGGCCUGACGAUUGAAAGGAUAACAUCAGUUUUUACUAAAGGAGAGCCGGAUUUUACUUUUGCAUUGUUGCUUUUAAUACAUUCUGUUUUCAUUCUAUAUUAUGUAAUUGAUGGAGUGUUUCGAGAGCGGCCGUAUGAGUUGGCAGUGUUCGUUAUUGGUGUCGCUUUUAUUAUGAUAUACUGCAUCACUAAUUAUAUUGGAACAUUUGCAGAAGAUAAGUUAAAUGUAAUAAAAUUGAUUCGUUUAGUGUUGAUUGCUGUCUUGGGGCCAGCUGAUAUCGUUCUCGGGUGUUAUCUGACCAGACAGUAUUACAUAUCUAGAAAUCUAAUAUUUAGAACAGUUGGAGCGAGUGCAGAGCUACAAGAUAUAUGCAGUUUGAUGUAUUUCUGUGAAGCUCUACUGAAAUUUGAUUUUCAACUGGAAGUUAGCAUGUUUGUUCUCGUAUUAAGUGCAGGAACAGAUAAUGUGGAGACAUUUGAUUAUGUUUUAUUGGUUGUGGGAUUGGUGUAUGGACUUUUGUGGAACACUAUGGGAUAUGUUGCUAUUCGGUAUGAAAAUAAAGCUUUGGUCUGGACGUUUUUAGCUUUCAGUGUCUUUGGACCAGCUUAUAUCAUUUACAAAAUGGUGGAUCUUGGAAUGAAUUGGAACACUAUAGAUCAAGAAUUCAUGUACCUCACAGUCGUGAUAAUUAUAUGCGCUGCUGCAGCAUUAAUUGUCAGAGUUGUAUUGGUUAUAACCAUGGUGAAGGUAUAUCAAAACUUUGGAAAAGGGCUGAAAGAAAAAGCAUAUGGUAUUAAUUCAGCGGAUGUGGAUAAGAAGAUGCUGGAUCAGAACAACUUUCAAUAG
Messenger RNA from Saccoglossus kowalevskii, 1103 nucleotides. RefSeq lists its product as uncharacterized. Lineage: Eukaryota; Metazoa; Hemichordata; Enteropneusta; Harrimaniidae. The record is from RefSeq and is a predicted model, not a curated record.